AUGAGUGUCUUUGUCGGCCCGACCGUUCAACAAGCGCUGCUGCUGCACGCGCCUCGGCAGAGGUACCAGCUCUCGCAGAUUGAGGUGCCCACCUUCCAUGACGACGAGGUGUUAAUCCGCAUCGAAGCCAUCGGUCUCAACCCCAUCGAUCACAAAUCGGCUGACUACGGGUUUGCCCUUCCGGUAAGUACCUAACUUAUCCGGACACAUCCAAGCACUCUUCGCCUGGUACGCGCUCCUGAAGAUCCUUAACGAUGUUCUUUGAUCUCAGGUGCUUCCCGCCCUGAAUGGCCGCGAUUUGGCCGGCGUCGUGGUCGGGGUCGGAUCGAACGUUCAAAGGUGGAGAUUUAGUGACCUCGUUUUUGGACCCUCGACGGCCUAUCGCGAUUACAGGACAUCAGCUUUCCAGGAAUUUGCGGUCGCCUCGGAACAUUGCUUGGGCUCGGUCCCAGUCAAAUCGAGCGUUGAGCAAUGCGCUGCCCUUGGUAAGAGAUGCUCUCUGCUCCACACUAACCCUUCCAGCUCGGAACCUAACAUGCUGUAACAUGUUGUAAAUUCAUCUCUGGUAGGUGUUGGAGCAGUUGCUGCCGCACUCGCUAUUGGCUCGGCACUCGGGAUCGCGAUCCGCGGGUUCGCGCCUCGCUCCCUCGCCAUCGGGGCCGAAGGCGAGUCUCCUGAGUGGGUCAAGACGACCGGCUCGCCAACUCCAAUCCAAGAACCUUCGGCACAGUUUGGUGACUGGAUUCUGAUCUGGGGAGGUAAGAUCAUCGCGUAAAGGUGGGGACUCGGAACGGGGUGCAUGCGCUCACACCUCUUUGACUAAAUCUAUCAGGCUCUACGACAUCAGGCUACUUGGCGGCACAGUUAGCCCGGACAGCAGGAUUGAGAGUGAUAGCAGUAGCCAACAGAGAGCGGCAUGAGGAGCGACUUCGUGCGGUCGGCAUCGGUGAGUAUGGUCAGCGCCUUGCGACUUCGGUCUGGUUAGGAGGCUUGGCUGAUCGCCCGUCCCUCUCCUCUUCACAGAGCACGUCGUAGAUCGAGACGACCCUAUCGCUGCGGUUGCCAAGAUUCGAGAGAUCACAGGUGGUGCACUGCGGUACGCUAUCGAUUGCGUCGGCAAGACCAGUGCCUCGCACGCUCUGGAAGCUCUGUCCCUGUCAGCAGACACUUAUCUGGUCGGCCUCUCGGGUUUACCCAAGACCGCUCGCUCGGGAGUUAGACUUUGUGAAGUUGUCAGUCGGAUCAAGUAUCAGCUAUCUUCAAACAUGAACAUAUACUAAUGAUAAACCCGAUCUCGACCUAUACCAGCCAAUCAAAACGUUUCACACGAACGCCGCCGUCGGCUCGGGAUUGAUGCGCCUGCUGGAGGAGCUGAUCGACAACAAUGAGUUGGUUUUACCCGCGGUGGAAGUGAUUUAUGGAGGGCUCGAAGCAGUGAACGUAAGGAGAUUGCCAUAUACACGAGUGAAAAGGACCGAGCUCGAGUGCUGACAGGCUGCACAUACUUUUCACUGCACAGAACGGGCUCGAUCGAUUGAGAAGAGGCGAGUGUGGAUUUGGCCGGAUAGUAAUUCGCACUCCCCACGCAUGA
Molecule: messenger RNA, 1591 nt
Organism: Microbotryum saponariae
Lineage: Eukaryota; Fungi; Basidiomycota; Microbotryomycetes; Microbotryales; Microbotryaceae
Source: the annotation of a GenBank genome assembly